Chenopodium quinoa (quinoa) is the source of this 2595-nucleotide messenger RNA. RefSeq names its product long chain acyl-CoA synthetase 1-like. NCBI's taxonomy places the organism in Eukaryota, Viridiplantae, Streptophyta, Magnoliopsida, Caryophyllales, Amaranthaceae. Gene Ontology annotation, molecular function: long-chain fatty acid-CoA ligase activity. The record is from RefSeq and is a predicted model, not a curated record. The transcript has 20 exons. Gene Ontology annotation, cellular component: membrane; endoplasmic reticulum. Gene Ontology annotation, biological process: cutin biosynthetic process; fatty acid metabolic process; wax biosynthetic process. Bases 270 to 2261 code for a protein of 663 amino acids.
CUUUUUUAUUAAUUACACAAAGCACUUUAAAUGCCUUCUCAACUAACCUGUCCUUUUCUUCCUCAACUCCCUAAUUUCAUCCAUCUAAUUCCAAACACCCCGUUUUGUUUUGGUCAUCAUAUAUAUUCAUCAUCUUAUGUAGUAUCAUAUAUCCCUAAGCUAUACUCAUCAUUAAAUUAUAAUUCGGGCUUUCGCAACGAUCAGCCAGUUUCGAACUCAUUACUUCACAAAUUACGCUCUCCUUUUCCUUUGUAUGAUAUAUAUAAGCUAUGACGACGACCAAGAAAUUCUCAGCACAAUUAGGUAAUGGAAGAGAUGGACAAGACGGCCGCCCGGCCGUCGGUCCAAUUUAUCGGAAUCUUCUUGCCAAGAAUGAGUUCCCACCACCUCUUCCUGAUGUUUCUACUGCUUGGGAUUCCUUCAGGCUUUCAGCUGAAAAGAAUGCAGGAAAUAAUAUGUUGGGUUGGCGUGAAAUGGUUAAUGGCAAGUGGGGGCCUUAUGUCUGGAAAAGUUACAAGGAAGUUUAUGAAGAAGUUCUAAACAUUGGUUCAGCAUUACGAGCAUGUGGGGCUCAACCUGGUGCAAAGAUCGGAAUAUAUGGUGUUAAUUGUCCUCAAUGGAUUAUGGCAAUGGAGGCUUGUAAUGCUCACAGUUUGAUAUGUGUGCCUCUAUAUGAUACCUUAGGUCCUGGUGCUAUAAAUUACAUAAUUGAUCAUGCUGAGAUUGAUUAUGUUUUCGUCCAUUCCCUAAAGGUUGACGAACUUCUUAACCCCGAUUGUUCCUCCACUACACGGCUAAAAUCGAUUGUUUGUUUUACGUCGUUCACUGAGGAAGAAAACCUGAAGGCUCGUAAUGCAGGAAUUGAGGCAUACUCAUGGAAUCAGUUUCUCCAUGUGGGGAAGGAGAAUCCAUCAGAGCCUGUUCCGCCACAACCAAUCAAUAUCUGUACCAUAAUGUACACGAGUGGCACCAGUGGAGAUCCGAAAGGUGUUGUGCUAACACAUGAAAAUAUGGCUAUGUUUUUAAGCGGGUUGGAUCUUUUCUUGGAACAAUUUGAUGACAAGAUGACAGUAAAUGAUGUGUAUCUAUCAUUCCUUCCCCUGGCUCACAUAUUAGAUCGUGUUAUAGAAGAAUAUUUUUUUCACAAGGGUGCUUCUGUUGGCUUCUUUCAUGGGAAUGUAAAAGAAAUCAGUGACGAUCUCAUGGAGUUAAAGCCAACUUUUUUUGCUGGUGUACCUAGAGUUUUUGACCGUGUGUAUGAAGGCAUACAGAAGGCAAUUGAAGAUCUUAUUCCGAGGAGGAGGAAGAUUUUUCACCUUCUUUACAAAUACAAAUUAUUUUGGAUGAAUCGAGGGUACAAGCACAAGCAUGCAUCUCCUUUAGCAGAUUUAUUAGCCUUCAGAAAGGUGAAGAACAAGCUAGGUGGUAGGGUUCGACUUAUGGUAUGUGGAGCUGCACCUUGGAGCGAAGAAGUGGAGGAGUUUUUGCGGGUUACUUGCUGUUGUUUUGUACUUCAAGGCUAUGGAUUGACAGAAACCUGUGGAUUGUCCACAGUUUGCUACCCUGAUGAAAUGUCGAUGCUAGGAGCUGUCGGUGCUCCAUCUGUAUACACAGAAAUGCGCCUUGAAGAGGUUCCGGAGAUGGGGUACCACCCAUUGGCUGAUCCUCCACGCGGGGAGAUAUGCUUGAGGGGCAAAACACUGUUUUCCGAAUACUACAAAAACCCUGAGUUAACUACAGAGUCUAUUAGAGAUGGGUGGUUUCAUUCAGGUGACAUUGGUGAGGUGCUUCCUAAUGGAACAAUAAAGAUCAUUGAUAGAAAGAAGAAUCUGAUCAAACUUUCACAAGGAGAGUAUGUCGCUCUUGAGUACUUAGAGAAAGUAUACAGCAUUACUCCCAUUGUCGAAGAUAUUUGGGUUUAUGGAGAUAGCUUUAAGUCGAUGUUGGUUGCUGUUGUGGUGCCAAAUGAAGAUAAUACCAAGAAAUGGGCGGCUCAAAAUGGAUGUAAAGGCACAUUCACUGAGUUGUGCUCCCUUAAAGAGUUCAGAAAUUACGUCCUCUCUGAACUUACAGUUGCUGCGGAAAGAAACAAGCUUAGAGGUUUCGAGCAUGUCAAGGGAGUCGUUAUUGAACCUCAGACCUUUGAAUUAUUACCAGGCUUAAUGACACCAACUAUGAAGAAGAGGAGGGAUAAAAUGUUAAAACAUUAUCAGGCCGAAAUUGAUGACUUGUACAACACUUUGGCUAAAGGGAAGUGCUGAACGACAAAUGCAAACUCAAUAUAAUGUCUUCAUGUGUGCAGCUGUUUAAGAAGAAUAAACAGUGAAGAAGGCUAGGAGCAUUUUCUAACUUUCUGUAUAAAGUUUGUAUUUGAGGCCAGAGUUUGAAGAAAAUGGAAAGUCGCUGAGUUUUAUCAUCAAUUAGAUUGAUUUCUUAGUUUUGUAACGUUUCAUGAUGCUGCAUAUUGUUACUGCUUGUACUUCAAUUCUUACUCCGUGUAUGAUAACUGGCUUAAAGUUGAAGUUAGAUAAUAACACAACUUAAUUAAUACCAGAUUAUAACAUGAAUCAAAUCUGUUGAUCGAUGGGUUUUCAA